This is a messenger RNA of Penicillium canariense, 1575 nucleotides long. RefSeq names its product proline-rich nuclear receptor coactivator motif-containing protein. The transcript has a single exon. Lineage: Eukaryota; Fungi; Ascomycota; Eurotiomycetes; Eurotiales; Aspergillaceae. The record is from RefSeq and is a predicted model, not a curated record. Bases 1 to 1575 code for a protein of 524 amino acids.
AUGUCGGCCCAAUCUCCUCAUCCACCCACCCCCAAAGGCAUUCGGAAUCACAAUACAAGUACCGCCAACAACAACAAUAACCGGCGACUGCCGAAGAAGAAUGCUACUCCGCAUACACAGAAGUCUACCUUGCUGAGUACCCCACCAUCGUCCCCGCCGCGCAAUAUGAGUCCGGCCGGGAUCGCGACAGACUCGUCGGCCAAUGUUCAUUCCAAGAAGAAGCCCUUGCGCUCGGGCAAGAAGCCCCAGCCUCGGAACACCAAUGGAGCUUCACCCGCACCGAAUCAUAAUGGACAUCGACACACGCACUCGCAGUCUAGCCUCGCGACUCCCCAGGUGAAGGACGGCGCCGCGGCCUACGCAGGCCCAACCUUCCAUGCCUCACCUGCCCCAUCGGCAUUGCCAAUUCCGAGCUUCUUCUCCAAAUCCUUCCCUGAAUCUGACCUUGCGCCGACCCUCGAGACUGAUAGUGAUAAUGCGGACAUGGAGCCAGACCUGGAAACCACUCCGUCAAAGCCCAGAGCAGCUCGCGCGCAACCUGCGGCGGCGGAGGUCAAAGCGCAACCCUCGCCUCUUGAUUUCCUCUUCAAGGCUGCUGUGCAGGCUCGAACUCCGAAUUCCAUGAGCAGUCCCGAAGUGGCUACUCGCGUGCGCUCGCCGCACACCGAUUCCAAAGUGCUUCCUUCGAAUCCCAACCACACGCCGGGCGGGAUGUUCCCAAUGGACCUGGAAAAUGAGCGCGCGCGCGCUUCCCCAAUCGGACCUUCAUUUGCUCCCUCGUAUCAGGACCGCAUGAACGCUUUGCGAUCCGCUAGUUCCCCGUCUCAGUCUUCCGCUUCCGCUCCCGCUCCAGAUGCCACUACUGAAGACCAGCGGCGCAUAAAGACCGAACAGUUGAAGUACAUGUUGCUUAACCCGCGUCCCCAAAACCCGCCAUCCUCGUCAGCGUCUCCUCCAGUUCAAGCGCAGCCGGGUUACUAUGGGCCUCAUCGUCCCAAUAUCAACUCGACCGUUCCCCACUACGCAACUCCCAUGCGAACCUCCUCAGGUCCCCCGGCUACCCUCUCGCAAGGCUACUCUGCCGGCCAGCAACAGCCGGUGCACCCCACCACCACCAACGCUGGUCGUCCUUCCUACCCUUACUCCCACGCCAAUGGCUCGCAGCCACUCCGGAACACAACCUCGCCUUUAAGACGCGAAGUUCCUCGCGUCAAUGGCCGCAGCAAUGGCUACCACAGCAAUGCCCACCACAGCAAUGGCUACCACAGCAAUGGCUACCACAGCAAUGGCUACCACAGCAACGGCUACCCCUCUGGGCAUUCGUCACCAACACCCUACGGAAAUGGUCACUGUGCGGCGCCUACCGCGUCGGUGUCGCAUCCCGCCGUUGUCUCGCCCCAGCCUCAGUACACCCAAGCAGCCUUCGCCAUGCCAACUAAUUCCCCUUCUCCCUCCAAGUCUCUUGACACCAAGAAAAUGGAGGAUGACCUGCGGCGAAUCCUAAAGCUGGAUGCGACUCAGGCCCCGGGGCCAGGCAUACCAUCCAGCGGCUUGCAGAGGUCUUUUGCUGCUUGA